Molecule: messenger RNA, 954 nt
Organism: Plasmodium inui San Antonio 1
Lineage: Eukaryota; Apicomplexa; Aconoidasida; Haemosporida; Plasmodiidae
Exons: 2
Coding region: 1-954 (317 amino acids)
Source: RefSeq, a predicted model, not a curated record
AUGGAAGACACUCAUCAGCAGGUAGAGAAAAGUUUGCCUACUGACCAUGAACAUACAGGAACUCCAAGAAAGCAUCCAUUGAAUAUCAGAAUAAGUACAUUCAUCCUUUUUGUUAAAAUUAGUAUCUACGCCAUUUUUAUUUGCUCCAUAUACUACUCCAGCCAUGGCACUCUUUGCCAUCCACGCAACACCCAAUGCAACCAAGGGAACGAACCCAGUGUUAAAUCUCGCGCACUAGUAGAACAAGGUGCGGUCCAUAUUAAUAAGUUCUCUAAAAUUAAAGAAUAUUCAAAAUCAUAUCAUAUGCGUGAUGAUUAUCCAACAUUUAAUGAAGAAACAUAUUUCAGAAGAGAUUUAGGAGCAUUUAAAUCAAAGGGGGAUAGAAGGACAUCACAACCACUUCACAACUUAAUUUCAAACAUUGGAAGUGCCAAAAAAAAUUCCUCAGAUGAAAAUCGCCGAUUUUUUGAAAAAGGGAUAGAAGACCCUGGUACGGGCAUAAACACUCCUAACGUAGUGACAAAAAAACCUGCGAGAGUGUUAGAAGAACCCGUUGAAGCCCUAGAAUAUAACGCAGCAACGAAAAAACACCCCGAUCCAGCGAUUGAAGACCCUGACGAAGAGACCAUAUACUUUGACGAGGAGAUAGACGAGCACGAAGAAUUCGAUGAAGAGGAGAAACGCCUUAGAAACUAUUUAGAUUCCUAUCUGGAGGAUGAAGUACUCUUAACAAAUAUUCAUAAAUUUAUACAAGAAAGCGAAGAUUGUGCUAGCAAAUAUAAACAAAAGAAGUAUGAUUUUUUUAAACAUAUUAUAGCCCUUAGGAAAAGAUUCAAUAGGACUAUUAAUAGCAUUAAACAUCGUUUGGUGAAACUCAUGACACAUAGGAGACAUUGCCGCAUUAAACUGCUAAUAUCUACUAUCAUCCGGUUCUUUUCCAGAUUACUUCUGUGA